Messenger RNA from Mugil cephalus (flathead mullet), 488 nucleotides. Its product is annotated as cytochrome c oxidase subunit 7B, mitochondrial. Gene Ontology annotation, biological process: mitochondrial electron transport, cytochrome c to oxygen. Lineage: Eukaryota; Metazoa; Chordata; Actinopteri; Mugiliformes; Mugilidae. The transcript is spliced from 3 exons. The coding region runs from base 111 to 341 and encodes 76 amino acids. The record is from RefSeq and is a predicted model, not a curated record.
GUAAUUAUUCUAUGUGCACGAAUGCGACAUAACUUCCGGUGUGUGUACGUGCGGCGGCCAUAUUACACUUCCGUUCUUCAAGGGUAUUUGAAGGCACCAGGCUAGUCGACAUGUACCGGUUUGCUAAAUCUGCAGUUAACCUCGGCGGUCAGGCCGUGCGACAGGUGAGGUAUGGAUCCUCUGUCCGCCAGGACUUCCACUCCAAGUACGGCUUGGCCGUGAUGGUCGGAGGUGCAGCCUUCUGCACAGCUGUGUGGGGAUAUGUCCUGACUCAGACCGGCAUCGUCUGGAAUCUGUCACCAGUCGGGAAGGUCAUGCCCAAACCAUGGAGAGAGGAGUAAAGAGCCGCCAUGACAGACCUCCCUCCCAUCCAAGAAACCUUCUGGUUGUACAGAUGAACAAUAAAUAUCUGCGUUUUCAGACAGUGAAUGCCUCUGUUAAUUCCACCACGUUACUUUGUCCGAAUAAAUUAUGUAUGAUUCUACUGA